Kuraishia capsulata CBS 1993 is the source of this 3741-nucleotide messenger RNA. RefSeq lists its product as uncharacterized. The record is from RefSeq and is a predicted model, not a curated record. Bases 1 to 3741 code for a protein of 1246 amino acids. The transcript has 3 exons. Gene Ontology annotation, molecular function: DNA binding. Gene Ontology annotation, biological process: transcription initiation at RNA polymerase III promoter; 5S class rRNA transcription by RNA polymerase III. Lineage: Eukaryota; Fungi; Ascomycota; Pichiomycetes; Pichiales; Pichiaceae. Gene Ontology annotation, cellular component: transcription factor TFIIIC complex.
AUGCCUUUGAGAUCUCCCAAUGAAAUAGUGGAGCUUAUAAUUGAGGAUCUUGCCUAUGAAGGGCCGCAGGGAUUAACCAUUGAUGGGCUUUGGAACCUGGUCAAGACAAUCCAUCCAGCCCUAGACGAGUUCUACAAGAAACUGAUAUGGAGGUGGCUGACUCGGGAUUCCAGACUCUUAGUCUACGGUGGCAAAGAUCUGAUCACAACAAAUAUCUUGGAUGUGGCUAGCCUGCAAGAGGAAUAUGGGGAAGACCUCAAAGUGGCAGCCAGCGAAGAAUGGCAAUGGAACUUCCUGACCAAUGGAACGUCUCGCAAAAACACAGCUAUUGCAGGAUUGGCAUUUGAUCUGCUUAGGGCUAUUGCAAAAUCGCGAGAUCAAGGAAUAACCUCCAUGAAACUAGCAGAGGUCACGGGUCAGGACCCAAGGAGUUUGACAGGAAGACUCAACAAUUUGGAGUCGAACGCUUUUAUAAUGAGAGUGCCCAUAACGAAACCGCAAAAGUCUUACGUGCUGGUUCAUGAGAAGUUCUGGCAACAAUAUAAAUCGGCGAACACCGAGUUAAUCAUGAUGAACUCUGGAAUGGGAAUUUGCAAGUCAAUCUUGCAGGAACUGAAGACAGCCAAAAAUGGUGUGAGGGUGUACACGGAUUUGAGGGAUCAGUUGAAGAUGAAGGAAAAGGGUGAUAAGCGGAGGUUCACCAAAUUGGUAAACUUCCUGAUCUCCAAAAAUUGCUUAGAGAAGCUGUUUAUCUCACUUGAGGAAGGUGGUAAAAACUUCCUCGCGCUCCAGUACCACAGAGAUUUGAGCGACGAUACAGACGAAGCGUCUGAUCUCUUAUCAGCCGAGCCCGAAGAAGAAGAGGAAGAGAUUGACGAAGAUGUUCUCGACUCUCUUUUCGAAAAGACUCGAUUCACAAAGUCACAUUAUCUAAAUACCUUUUUCCCUAUUCAGGAUCAGAUUCUUGAGCUCGUGAGAAGCGGUGGUGAGAGGGGUCUUCCUGCGAUGAAGCUGGCAUCCUUGCUAAUUGGAAAGAAUGGAUCGCGCUAUCUCAGUAGAUAUCUGCUGUUCACCUCUACUGAGAAGGCUUCCAAGGUUCCGAACGACUAUGUUAUUAUCAGAGGGUACGACUUUGCAGGAAAGGUCAAGUUUUACCGCUAUCUUACUCAGACAAACUUUCUGAGCCGUCAACAGAAGACCAUAAACGAGCCCGCAGAUCUCACGUUUGGCGUUGUCCCGGAGCCAAAACGCUCGUUGGUUGAGCUCAGUGCUUCUUCUUUCGAUUCACUGACCCCUACGGUGGAUACGGUAUUGCUUCCGGACGGGUCUUGGUGGCCUUAUUGGUCCCAGUAUCAAGGAACCAGACUUGCCCGUUUUGCUUCCACUCAGAAUGUUUGCCAAAAGCCACAAGUGGUAUCAUUCAAGCUUCCGGAUGAGUCUUCAGUGAAGAUGAAGAACGGGAGAAUGAAACCUACCCUGAAACCCAGAAAGGAAGGGAGACCUUCACCAAGCCCUGCUGCGAUUUCAGUUGCUGCGGAAGUUGGAUCAACCGUAGCCAAUUCUUCAGUCGCUGAGGCCAGUUCAGAGCCUUCAGAAUCGUUCAUGAAACCCACGGUUGUUGGAGGAUCAGAUUACCGAAUAUCUAGUUUGAGGUUGGGUCCUAUCGGGUCUCUGGCCCAAGUCAGAACCCCGAAGACGAAAUUCGAGUCCUUCAAAUCCAGAAAGAGGCAGGACGUGAUAGUUGGGAUGGUUAAGAAAGACGGUGCAUUGAUAACUGGGAAAUCCUUGUUGAUAGAGCUUGAUAAUGUUCUUGGAUCCAGCACGGUAACUGAUAAGAAGACUCUCUAUCGUGAUCUCGAAGUGCUGCGUGAAAAAGGACUUGUGCGUCUUGAGCAGGCUGGAGAUGGCUCGAAAUCCAGGUAUCUGGUUAUAUCCACCCAGAAUACACCCUCACAGAGCAAACUGGACAGGUUGAAAGCUCAAGCUCUCGAGCAGACCACAGCGGGUCCUACAGAGAGUAAAAAACUGGAAAAUGCAAAUCUCUUAGCAAAAAGACCUGAUCUCAAGCAGAUCAUCCUCAAGGAUGUGAGUCUUUAUUCUCCACUUCCAACUUUCCCAACUACACCUCGCAGUUCCUCAAAGUCAUACAGUACUCCAGGACCAUUGGCAUUGCAGGACAGUCUUCUGCAAGAGGAAGAGAAUACACCAGCUACUACUCCAGUCAAAAAGCCGAAGAAGAAAAGGGCUUGCACGUUGCCUCGCGAGGACGAUCCAGUGGGCCCUAUACUCCAAGAGAGAAGAAGAAAGCGGGCCGUCAAGACGGAAGAAGGUGAUGACAGUUUCGUGACUUCUGAAAGGAAGAGGAAAAAGUCUGUCCCCUCGAGUUCUGCAAAUCACUCUUUUGAAGCAAUCAAGAAGCGUACCAGAACUUCUCUUCAUGUUGAUCUUGCAGAUGCAGUUAUGAUCCUGAGGACAAUUGUGAUAUCGCAAUCGCUAUCACCCAAAGAGGCAGUAGAUUGGGUACAGAUAUCGUCCUUUUUCAAUGCGGAUGGUAUUACGCCAGAGCUAUUGAGGAAGAAAUGGCCAAGUUUGAGACGCUUGUUUGGUCCUGACGUUCUCCAAAAGACGCACUCGCUCUGGAGAAAGCUGCUCUUUGCCAACAUUGAUAGUGGAAGAAUCACCCAUGAAAUGAUCGCCAACUGUGACCUCCAUAGCCUGAUCAAGUUGUGGGAUGAUAUCGGUCUCGAGACAAUCGAGAUAGACGAUAUCCCACUAUUUGUCUCUGGAGAAGAAAAUGAACGAGUGUACGAUUUCAAGAGCGAAACACUUCCCAAAAGGGACGUAUUCUACAGAGAGCCGAUUACCAUUGCUGAAAGAGAAGAACAGUACAAGAAUACCUCGUUUGAUUUCCCCAACAAGCCCCUUCAGGACGAAGCCGAGGAGUCUAACGAGCUCUUACUCACCAAAACUGCUUUGAAGGCUCUUUUUGCAACAGAUGCAUCCAAGUUUGAUGCCAAAAGGGCAAAGAAGCUUUUUGAGGAUUUUGGUGAGGAUCUUUGUCGUACUGCUCUCACAGAACUUGAGCAGGAACGACAAAUUGUGUUUUUGGGCAAAGAUUCCCAAAUAAAGUUCGAACUUUCAGAUAAGGCAUUUGGUAACACCGAGUUGCGGAUCGACGCAGAGUUCUUGAAAACUGCAUCCGAGUUUUGUGAAGUGCUGGAAUCGGCUUCAAGCUCGAGGAAGGGACUCUUGCUGUCGGCAAUUUCUCCGAACAGCACUUAUGCACCCUUGAUUAAUCUGCUGGCAGAACAACAUGUUAAGUGCACGAGAAUAGACUAUCCGGUAUCGGAAAUGUUCCAGGGCUAUUCCUCGAGAUCGAUGGUCAGAGAAAAGCUCGAAUCUGAUUUCAUAUUGAGCGAUGUGCAGUUGGAAGAGUCCGAGGAGAUCUCCAUCAAGGUCGCUCCCGUUCCGGCUGGAAGACCAUGCAGUAGAUUGUGGAUUGAUCUUCAGGGAGAUAUCAAUACUGAAGUUUGGGUGAAUUGCAUUGUCUUGGUGUUGAAUCAGGUUCUUUUCAGGCCUGGAGUGACGUCUACAGAGAUUUUGAAGAGAGUCCAGCCCAGUCUGGCUCCUCUUGAAGUUCAAGAUAUUCUGACCUGGCUAAGAGACAAAAAUGCCAUCAAGAAGGGGGAUUUUGAUUCCCAUUGGGUUCAACCGCGUUGGUUCAAGGUUUUGUCGGUGUAA